UCCAAGAGAGACUUGUCCGCCAGGGACCACGGAAGCCAGAACAGCGGCUGUGGCUGCUGCUCAGGAAAUUCCAUCAAGAUGCCCGUCCAAAACAGCUCUCCCACGAUAUGGUGUCGCAGACUGAUAUUGCCAGGGGUUAUUGUUCUGUUAGUUACAGCAGUGGUGGUGGUGGUUGUGCUAGCUGUGAUUAAUCCUGAACAGAAAACGACCACUGGCACAUUACGGUGGAAAGGCAAGGGGACCACUCCAAACCUGAAAGAAGUCAUCCUGGGGAGAUGUUAUAACUAUAUCACCAUCGUGAAUCCUGAGCUCAGUAGCAAGGACUGCCAUAAUAUUUGGAUGCGAUUGCUAUCAGCAUUUAUGUACAAGCAUCCAUGCAGCAUGAGAGAGGAAGAUUAUUACCCUUUAAUGAACAUGGCGAGACAUUCCAUCCCAUGCAACAAGUCGCUGUUUUGGAGCAAGACCAAUAACCUUGUGCAUCGUUACACAAAAGCUAAUCAUGAUUUCAUUACACUAGAGGACACCUUGUUGGGCUACAUAGCGGAUGAUAUAACGUGGUGUGGAAGCUCUGAUUUAGGAAUCAACUACAACUCUUGCCCAAAAAGGAAUGAAUGUGAGAGCAACCCAAGUUCAAUGUACUGGAAAAUGGCAUCCAAGAUGUUUGCAGAAGCCGCAUGUGGAACAGUCCAAGUCAUGCUCAACGGGUCAAUAGACAAUGGUGCAUUCAGAAAUGACAGCAUUUUUGGAAGUGUUGAAAUACUCAACCUAAACCCAGAUAAAGUCUCUGCAGUGCAAGUCUGGCUUAUGCAUGACAUUGAAGGACCCCAAAGUGAAUCUUGCACAGGGCAGUCUAUACAAAUGCUGAAAAGCAUUCUAGAAAACCGAAAGAUCAAUGUCACUUGCAAAGAGAAUUACAGGCCCGUCCAGUUGCUUCAAUGUGCCAGCAAUCCUAACCACGCCACCUGCAGGCUUUGCCCUUAUGUCACACAGUGAAAAUAUGGUGCCUUAGGCUGUGUGUAUCAUUGUUUCGUUUUGUCUAACACUGAACAGAGUUCAUAUCUUUAAAUAAAGUAAUAUAUAAGAGCCAAAUUACGAGUGAGAGGAGCAGACAUGUGGCAAAGGUUGCCAUUCUCUAGGUGGAGCUUACAGUUCUCCCAGCAUUACAACGGAGCUUCAGGCUACAGGCGUCCGUUCUCCUGGAGGAAAUUGCAGCUAUGCAGGAUAGAGGCUGUGGAAUCGAAUCUCUGCUAAACUUUCUCCCAUCCCCAAACUCUGCCUUCUCCGGGCACUGCCCUCAAAUCUCCAGAAAUUUCUUAGGCCACAGCUGGAAACCCAUAUCUCCUACAGUCAUGUGGGGGGGAUGAGAUGUUAACUGCAAAACCCUCCCAUCUCCUCUUCAGGGCUCAGUUUCCCCCAGUCUUUCCUCCUAUAUCACUUUCUCCUAAGCUGUGAUUGGACAGAAGGACAAGUGGGAGCAAAGAAUGUGGGACGAGGGACCUCAAGAAGAUCGAUGGUGAGCAAGGAGAGGGUUUUGUAUUCCUCACCUUGAUUGUUCCUUAAAUCAACGCCAACUCUUGCUUCCUCUUAGGGCCAAGUGACAAGUGACGAAUGACACUUAAACAGCAAGUGAACAGACUCACAUGUAUUCCUCCCUGUUCACUUGCUCUCCACUUGCACUCCACUUGAUCCUUCGUCACUUGUAGCUUGGCCCAUAGAUCACCGAUCUCCAACUUGGCCUCCACCAAUGUGUUUCCUGGCACUCAUAUCCCCUUUCUCCAAAUCAAGGAGGCAAUCUUGACUUCCUCAUUGGAGCAGAAGAGGUCUGGCCGUAUGUGUGAAGGAAGUACUCCUGUGGAAAGCACCCAGAUUUUUCUGACCACCCUCAGCUCCCACGGCAGCCAUUUUGUGCAUGGCCAUACUAUCUGUGGCAUAUACAGGGCUUUUUUUCUGGGAAAAGAGGUGGUGGAACUCAGUGGG
Messenger RNA from Eublepharis macularius, 1977 nucleotides. Its product is annotated as ADP-ribosyl cyclase/cyclic ADP-ribose hydrolase 1-like. The transcript has 8 exons. Gene Ontology annotation, biological process: positive regulation of B cell proliferation. The record is from RefSeq and is a predicted model, not a curated record. The coding region runs from base 79 to 993 and encodes 304 amino acids. Lineage: Eukaryota; Metazoa; Chordata; Lepidosauria; Squamata; Eublepharidae. Gene Ontology annotation, cellular component: plasma membrane. Gene Ontology annotation, molecular function: NAD+ nucleosidase activity; phosphorus-oxygen lyase activity.